This is a messenger RNA of Phycodurus eques (leafy seadragon), 2222 nucleotides long. Its product is annotated as zinc finger protein OZF-like. NCBI's taxonomy places the organism in Eukaryota, Metazoa, Chordata, Actinopteri, Syngnathiformes, Syngnathidae. Gene Ontology annotation, biological process: regulation of transcription by RNA polymerase II. Gene Ontology annotation, molecular function: RNA polymerase II cis-regulatory region sequence-specific DNA binding; DNA-binding transcription factor activity. The transcript has 2 exons. Bases 79 to 1686 code for a protein of 535 amino acids. The record is from RefSeq and is a predicted model, not a curated record.
GGCGGUUAAUGGCGUCGCCGCGAGCAGACGAAAGACAAAGCACGACGGCGAAGUGGUAAACUCGCUCUAAAAGACAACAUGAACAUGUCAAGAAAGGAACUUUGUCGAGCAAAAGAGGAGAACGAUCGACAACGGCCACAAUGGGACACAGUUUCCUCCACUCAAAUUGUCCAAGACGUCCAGCAGCUGAUUGGGCACCGAGAAGAAUCUACGCCCCCUCAUGUUAAAGAGGAAGCACAGGAUCAUCUGCCAUGCCGCAUUAAGCAGGAAGACGAUGAGAGCAAUGUCACCAACUUGCCUCUGACUGUCGUCGUCGUGAAGAGCGAAGAUGAGUUGUCGCAGCUUAAUUGCAGCAUCUCACCGCACCAACACAACACAACAGAAGAGCUUCCCCCUCAGCCGCAGUGUUGCGCCUCCAUUUUGGUGCAGGAGGAGCAGCAGAAGGAUCCACAGCCGUCCCACUUGAAGGAAGAAGAGGAGGAGGCUGAGGUCAGCAAGUUGCCAAUGACUGGUGUCUCUAUCAAAAUUGAAGCUGACGAAGACGGACCACUCGAGUGGUCACAGCUUCGUCACAGUCCAAAUGGAGACCACAGUAGGGGAGCACCACCAGACAACCUCUUAGCUCCACUGUCAGACACUGAUGACAUGGAAGACCCUUUGAGAAGUGACAUAGAAUGUGAAAGUGACGAUAAACAGUCAAAAUGCUCUGAAACUGAGUCAACUCUUGCCAACAAGAAAACUUCACAAAUGCGUACAAAAACUGUCACCUGCUCUGUUUGUGGUAAAACCUUUGCUACAAAACAGACUUUGAUAACACACAUGAGAACACACACAGGAGGAAAACCCUAUAGUUGCUCACAUUGUGGUAAAGAAUUUUCACAAAGGGGAUCAAUGCUAGAACACGUGAGAAUCCACACAGGAGAAAAGCCGUUUAGGUGCUCAGUUUGCAGUAAAACAUUCUCUCAAAAAGGAAGUAUGCAAGCGCACAUGAGGAUGCAUACAGGAGAAAAACCCUUUAGUUGCUCACAUUGUGGUAAGACAUUCUCUCAAAAGCCAUAUAUGGUAUUACACAUGAGAAUACACACGGGAGAAAAACCCUUUAGUUGCUCAGUUUGUGGUAAAACAUUUUCUCAAAAAGGAAGUAUGCACUCACACUUUAGAAAACACACAGGAGAAAAACCUUAUAGUUGCUCAACUUGUGGCCGAACUUUCUCUCAUAGGGCUGCUAUGGCAACACACAUGAGAAGACACACGGGAGAAAAACCGUAUAAUUGCUCAACGUGUGGUAAAAUCUUUUCUCAAAAGCCACAUCUGAUCUCACACAUGAGAACGCACACGGGAGAAAAACCCUAUAGUUGCUCAACUUGUGGUAAACUCUUCUCUCAAAAGCCACAUCUGGCAACACACAUGAGAACACACACAGGAGAAAAACUCUUUCGUUGCUCAGUUUGCAGUAAAUCAUUCUCUCAUAAAGGAAGUAUGCAAUCGCACAUGAGUAAACACACAGGAGAAAAACUCCAUCGCUGCUCAACUUGUGGUAAAACAUUCUCUCAAAUGGAACAUGUGGUGACGCACAUGAGCACACACACAGGAAUACCCUUCAGUUGCCCAGUGUGUGGCGAAAGCUAUGCUCAUAGGGGCAGUUUGGCUGAACACAUGCGGAAACACAACACGGAGACCGAAUGAGUGGGUUAGUUCUCAAGGCUUUGACUAAAAAGUUGAGUGGCCAAGUGGGUCAUCCAUGUGAUUUGACUGAAGAUGAAUAAAUGGAAUAUUCUUCGAUUCAGUUUGUUCUUAAUGUGUAAUGUCAUGUAUUAAUGGUAGAAAAGGAUUUGAGCAUGCAUCACCAUAAGCCAUUUCUUAUGUAUUUGUACUUAGCUACAAAGAUGAUGUGGAUUCUGACCACGUUGCAGCUCUUCUUCCUCUGCUCUUGCUCUUGGGUGUUGUGAAUGUGUUGUUAGGAUUCCCACAAAGUUUCCAGGCAGGACACGACCUUCUUCAGUAUUACUGGUUCACGGAGACGCGUCGCUGCUCAAUGACUUUGACUGUUGUAUCCCCCCCACCCCCCACCCCGUGUAACACGCGCUAUUGCUUCCAGGUGGGAAAAGAAGUAUGUGACUAAAGUGUGGCGGCAUUCGCGUUUCCCACUAACCCUAACCCACCCUCUCAUCGUAACCUUAACCCAUUUCCUACUUCGUGGCGAGUGUUGGAGAGCAACCAAU